AAUGUUUCAUGACGUCACGGCCUUCCUUAAAGCGAACAGCUGCAGAACUUUCUUGUUUUUGUGUCCACGUCUUCCUCGUUACCUCGACUCAAAAAGUAUUUCCAGCUGCCGGUGUGUGAGCACGUGUGUUUUCAGUUGUGUGUCGUGACUGUGAACAUUAUCAUCGACAGCUGGAUUGAAAACGUGUUAAAGGAGCCCGAAGAAAGAGAACCAUGCUCCGCUGCCGGAGGUGUCGGAAAGGCAUCAUAGACUCGACAUGUUUGUCAGUGGUUGAGGCCACAGAUGAAAGCUCAGCUGCUGUUUGCAGUAUUUGGCAUGUGAAUGUUGACACGUUGCCAGAGUGGAUACUGAGCUCAGUUCACCAGGCCCAGUGGACCGUAGGAAAACUGAACUGCCAGAACUGCACAGCUCGUUUGGGUGGCUUCAACUUCAUUAACCGUUUUGAGUGUCCCUGUGGCCUGGACGCCACUGUCCACCUUAACAAAAGCCGUGUGGACGAUGACAAUAAACGUUACGUUCUCAUCGUCCAGCCGAGGAGGACAAGGCCCGAAAAGGGACGUGCCGGUCUGCCAAUAGACGUCUCUCAGAACAAAGAGCAGAGGCCUGAAUUUAACAGGACUGCAUUGGACAGUUUACAGCUUAAUUGUGCUGCUGUCAUGUCCCACAUCAGCCCUGCAGAGGCCUCUAAUUCACUGGCUGACGAUGAAAACACCCAGCCAUUCUCUUUCAGUCCUCUGUACUGCAUCUCUCAAAGGAGACGGCGCAGUUUGGAAGAUGAUGCCGUCAUCAGUUCAUCAUGUUUUUGCGCUGCAGGCCCUACGGACAAGUCUGCUGUUGAGAUGACAAGAGCCGGCACAGAUGAGUCUCCACGGCCUCCUGUUUCGUAUCCCACAAGUCAGCACUUUGACCUUGAUGGUGAAGCGUCUGUCAACGCUGUCGCCCGUCGUUCAUCUAUUUCUGGAAGGACACGGUCACCUCUGAAUCAACAGCUGCCACAAACUGUGGAGGAUGUCGAGUCAUCUCCAGAGACCACGACUAUCCACGAGGAGGUUUCUGAUUCAGCCCUGUUCCUCAGAGGGAGAUCCAUCUCUGACAGUGUAGCAGAGCACGACGAGGAAUUGGUGCCUCAAGCCUUUAUGGCCUCCCCGGACUCAAGCAGACUGAGCAAAAGAGAGAAGAACCGUCUGAAGAGCUUGCGCAGGAAACAGAGGAGGAGAGAGCGAUGGCUGCACAGUGAGCUGGAGCAGGCUAAGAGUGUGAGCACUUCACUGCUGGACAGUGAGGAGGAGGACAGAGAGGGCCUCACCUGCGCCGUGUGUCUCGAUGUCUACUUCAGCCCGUACAGCUGUCAGCCCUGCGGUCACGUGUUCUGCGAGCCGUGUCUCCGUAUAAUCACCAAGAACCGACCCACAGACACACCCUGCCCUCUGUGCCGCACCCUGAUCUCUCAUACCAACUUCGACAAAGAUCUCAACCAAACGGCUAAGACCUUCUUCCCAAAAGUGUACCAUGCCCGCAAGCAGAAUUUCAAGAGCGCUUCGUGUGCAAAAUGGCCUCUGCCCAGCUGUCACAAACACUUCCGUAUCUUCUGGAGAGAUCAGAGACGGGCAGUGAUGGCAGGAAGACGCUGGCACUUUGCCCAUGGAGGUUUCACGCUGGAUCCUUUGGACCUGACUGACAUGCGCGGCUGGCUCUUUGACAUCGGCCUGGUCACCGUCUACAUCCACUCAGUCACCUGGAUCCUGGCCUUCUUGUUCCUCUGUUUGCUCACAUACUAUUUCUUUUUUUGAGACACUGAGGAAUUGCAGUGCAGGGCAGUUUUUUUCUUUUCUUCAAAGUGUUUGUGUGUGUGUGUGUGUGUGUGUGUGUGUGUGUAAUGUGGUUUUCCUGGUCAAACCUGUUUUUAAGUGGCAAAGUAUUUUACAAAUGGAGGUGGUCGUGAUGUGCAUAGAAGUAAGGAGCAGGAAACUGAUCAUUUGCAGGUUUGCACGCUCGCAAAAGUUGAAAAUAUGGGUCACCUGACUACAAACAUUUUAAAAUGUAAUGAUUUGAACAAAGCUUAGAGCCCAACACCCAUGGUAUAAUACACUUAGGAGUUUUGAGAGAAAUAAUGGGCAGAGCUGAAGUACAGAAAAACUGAAGCGGAGUGGUGUUUCAUCUGUUAAUUUACUUUGCACAUCAGGAAGACCUUGUCAAAAGGGUGCUGUUUGGUGAUGAAACCUUUGGGUUAUGGAAGUAUUUAUCAGACAGAGAAAAACAAAAGAUUGAUGCCACCCUCAAGUCUGUGAGUUAAGUACGGUGCUGGAGCCCGGAGGCAAUUAGCCUUGCUUAGCAUAAAGAUUGGAAGCAGCUAGCCUGGCUCGGUCUGUAGUUCAAAAAUAUGCCUACCAACAACUCUACUAAUAAACAUUUUAUUGUUUAAUUAGUACGCUCUUACAUUAUGUGCUUCUGAUUUGUUGGUGCUGCCUGUUCCUCCUGUUCCCCCCCAUCUCUCUCUCUCACACAUACAUGAGAUCAUUAAUGAUGGUUUUCAUCUACCUCUCUAAAUAAAUGCAAAUAUAUUGAAACUAUUUGAUGUAGCAUGGGCAGAAUAUUAGGAGACACUAUGACACUUACUGAAAAAUGAGGGAGAGUCCGCUAUAGACACAAAACUUCAAAUUUAGAGUCAUUACUCCUGUGUCAUUGGAGGAAGUUCAGCUUUGUGUUUUGUUGAUGCUCAUUGAAAUUGUGUAAUUUACAUCACAUUUGAAGUGAGAUGCACUGCUGUGAAAGUUUUGCUUCUACGUGUACAUGUUUUAUUUACAAAGUAGAGGGAUGCUCAGGACUCAAAUUUCUGAACAGGUUCUAACAGAUUCACAAAUGGGGAAAUUACCCGUUUCAAUGGUGCCUUUGCUUAGUCUGUGCUUUCUGUCUAUAACAAAUAAUAUAAAACUGGAAUUGAGCAGCUUUUAGCUCUCUGGCACAAAUUGUUCUCCAUUCACAGGGAGAGAGAAAUUUAAAGAAUAUAAAUUUUUCACUAAACACUAUGUCUUUUUUUAUUGAAGGAAAAGUUUGAUUAAGAAAAUCUGUGUUAAUAUUGUGUAAGAGUUUAUUGUCUUGCUACAAAUCAACUAGAAAGAAUAAAAGGUGUGUUAUUUGA
Molecule: messenger RNA, 3139 nt
Organism: Micropterus dolomieu (smallmouth bass)
Lineage: Eukaryota; Metazoa; Chordata; Actinopteri; Centrarchiformes; Centrarchidae
Gene: rnf180b
Product: ring finger protein 180b
Exons: 8
Coding region: 213-1790 (525 amino acids)
Biological process (GO): norepinephrine metabolic process; serotonin metabolic process; protein polyubiquitination
Cellular component (GO): endoplasmic reticulum membrane
Molecular function (GO): ubiquitin protein ligase activity; ubiquitin conjugating enzyme binding
Source: RefSeq, a predicted model, not a curated record